AUGAUCAAUGCCGACGAACCGUCAUUGAUCGUUAUCCACGACUGCGACCACCACCCUCCGCACACCUUCCCCUUGCCAGCCAGCCUCGAAACACAAAGCAAAGGUAAGAAGCUCGCCCACGUCAACAACGACACGACGAAGGUGCCGCGUGUCCCUCCCCUCAUGACAGGGAUGUGGGCCAGUGCCAAUCCAUCUCACCUCCCUCCCUCGCUCUUGCCCGCGCCCUUCCGUGUAUGCCCACUUGCCCACACCCGCUCGCUGCUGCGUGCCCCUCCCCUCACGAUAGGGAUGUGGGCCGGCACCCAUGCACCCCGCCUACCUCCCUCCUAUCCACGUCAACACUGCAUUCUCCUCCUUAUCUCCCUCUCCCUUCUUGCCCUCUCACACAUGCCCUCGCAAUCCCUCGCCCUCACCCUCGCCCUUGCCAACUCACCCACUCAACCCACACCUGCCGAUGCCCAUCUGCUGCCCCUUUCUGGGAUGAGGGUGAGCAGGCGAAGGCAGAUGUAG
Cyclocybe aegerita is the source of this 510-nucleotide messenger RNA. The record is from the annotation of a GenBank genome assembly. Lineage: Eukaryota; Fungi; Basidiomycota; Agaricomycetes; Agaricales; Hemipholiotaceae.